Nicotiana tabacum (common tobacco) is the source of this 1101-nucleotide messenger RNA. RefSeq lists its product as uncharacterized. Lineage: Eukaryota; Viridiplantae; Streptophyta; Magnoliopsida; Solanales; Solanaceae. Gene Ontology annotation, biological process: proteasome assembly. The record is from RefSeq and is a predicted model, not a curated record. Gene Ontology annotation, cellular component: nucleus; cytosol.
AUUCAAAAGAAAAACCUUGCAUUCUUGCGCCACAAGUCCGAAUCACUACGCUAGUACUGGAAAGUAGCUUGAAAUUUACAAUUAAUGGAGUUUUAUGCUGAGGAAGGAAAGAAUUUGAGCUCAGAUAACUCCACGUUGAUUCUGCCGGCGCUAUCGGUAGGAAAUGCAGGGCAACUAGCGGUGGAUCUUCUAGUAGCUUCUUUGAGAGCGGAGAGAAUUGGAUAUUUGGACGAUCCAAAUGUAGUUCCCUGCGUUGGGAAUGACGCCUAUUGGCCUUCUCCGCCCGGUGAACUCGCGCUUCCUCUCGAAGUAUAUGAAUCAUCUCCUGAUGCAUUGGCUCUGGUACAGCAGAGGUCUCCAGUUGUUAAGGGCAUGAUGGUUGAAUUUGCUAGGAACUUGGCGAAUUUUGCUGCUGCCAAUGGGAAGAAACAUGUAAUCGUGCUCUCAGGCUUGGAGUUUGGGCGUUGGCGAAACAUUGAUAUGUCAAGUGGAUUGCAGAUACAUUACCUUUCUAGUUCCAACUCAGAUGGAACAGACGAUCAAUGUGAAAGCCAGGGCUGGAAGAGAUUACCAGAGUAUGAUCCUACGCAGAGAAUGUGGAAGUAUUUAAAUGAUUUAGCCAAAAAUACUGCCUUUGAGGUGGAGGAUUUGCCUUAUGAAGAGCUGGGAGAUGAGGACUACGAUGCCAGUUUGCCUUAUGCUGCGUUGUUCUCUUGUCUUAAGGCCAAAGGUCUGAAGGUCACUUGUCUACUGUGUUAUUGCUCGGAGGGAGACAACAUUCCCGAUGCUUUCAAUUUGGCUGAUGCAGUGUCAAAAGCUCUGGGGCUCCGACCUAAUAGUUCUCAAGGUAAUGAAGGUGGAAGCUGGGUUGUGCCGUUCUCGUGGAAGAGUGUCUAUGGUCCUCCGCCAGAUAUGUCUCUUUUCUAGGCCACUUUGGAGCAGUUUAUAUGUUGCUGUUAUAUCUCUCUAACUCGGUCUUUUUGGCUGUGAUCAAGUGAAAUUUAUGUCUUUGGUUCACUUUUGCUGUACAAGUUUCUAGUUUGAAAGUGUUUGUCAUCACACUUUUGAGGGAAAGAGUAGCUGCGUAAUUUAAACUCUUAA